Argiope bruennichi is the source of this 1818-nucleotide messenger RNA. RefSeq names its product limulus clotting factor C-like. The transcript has 10 exons. NCBI's taxonomy places the organism in Eukaryota, Metazoa, Arthropoda, Arachnida, Araneae, Araneidae. The record is from RefSeq and is a predicted model, not a curated record. Gene Ontology annotation, biological process: proteolysis. The coding region runs from base 38 to 1801 and encodes 587 amino acids. Gene Ontology annotation, molecular function: serine-type endopeptidase activity.
AAUAUAUAUAAAACACAGUUAGUGAGCAUUGGGAACUAUGUCAGCUGCAGCUUUCUGGUAUGGAUUAGUUAUAGCAACCAUUCUGGUAAUAGAUGCGCCCAUAUCCUGCCUCAAGUGCAUAUCCUGUAGGUGUGGCUCGAGCAAUAAAAAUUACACACAUUGUAUAGUAAAUGAGCAGGAAGAAGAAUAUAUCUGUAAGACAUGGGCUCAUUGCCAAACCUGCAAACAUAAUACUACAUAUUGUAUCACUUGUCCUCCAAAACAGUUUGGGCCUUUUUGCACAGGAGGUGAAGUGAAUCACAUACGAAAAAAAAGGCAACUAGAGUCUGGUUCUCACUCCGCACGCUGUGCAAUCGAUGGUUUUAUUGACAACGGUCGCGUGACUGUGACUACGCCGCUUGACUUCCAAGGCGAUGUCAGCGAAUUUCCGGUUGGAACUCGUCUCCAAUACUCGUGUAACGAAGGAUAUGUCUUACAAGGAGUAGCUGAUGUAGUUUGUGAAGAGAAUGGAUUCUGGUCAGAGGAGAUACUGCCCACUUGCUCUAAAGCCCCCGAAUUUCGCUCGACGCAUUGUGAAAAUGAUGGCUACAUUGACAAUGGACGGGUGACUGUGAUUGGUACUGCGGCUAUGCCUCUAAUCCGCCAAGACGAUUAUUUCGAACUUCCAGUAGGAACUCGUCUCCAUUACUCGUGUAACGAAGGAUAUGUCCUAAAAGGAGUAGCUGAUGUAGUUUGUGAAGAGAAUGGAUUCUGGUCCGAGGUGACAAAGCCUGCUUGUUCUGAAAUAAGAUGUAAGAAGUUUGGCCCUGUUUCAAACGGCAGAGUGGUUGUAUACUUCACUUCCCCAGAUAAACGGCAUGCCACUUUAGGUAAAGAACAUGAUCUUAGCUAUCCUGUAGGAACCCGUCUGCACUAUACGUGUGAUGAUGCAUUUAUGCUUGUUGGAAAUGAUAUUUUAUCUUGUGAAUCAUCAGGACGAUGGUCGGCAGGCGAGCCCAGGUGCGUUACAGCAUGUGGACUCAGUUCAAAUUAUUCAAUUCUCAGUUCAAAUUAUUCAAUUUUUCGAAGCUUUAAAACCACACCAGGCGAAUGGCCGUGGACAGUGGCUAUUGCUGUCGAUGAGAAGAACACCAAAAGAUUUUACUGCAGUGGAGUGCUUCUGGACAGCAGCACUGUACUCACUGUAGGCCACUGCGUACAAAGUGCUCGGGAUUAUAUUCUUUAUUUUGGAUUAUUUCACUUAAAGUUUGAACGUGAAGACAGUCAGGUACACGAAAGGACUAGUUCUCGAAUCAUUGUACAUCCAAAUUUCAAUAAGAAGACAUUUGAAAACGACAUUGCACUUAUAACCUUUGAUCCACCAGUUCGUUAUUCGGAUAGAAUCCAUGCUAUCUGUCUUCCAACACCGUUUUCAACGGAAAGAAAUCUGGCUCCAGGAGAAAAGGGUUUUGUUUCUGGAUGGGAAGUAGGAGUUAGCCGUUCACUGUCCCAGGAAUUGAGCGUAAUCCAGCUUCCUGUGUUAUCAGAGCAGGCAUGCACAGAAGCUCUCAGAAAGAAGCGUAUAUCCCUAAGCAUCAAGCCAGGCAUGUUCUGUGCCGGCCUCAGAGAAAAUAUCGCAGAUUUUUGCUCCAUGGUCAGCGGAUCCCCGAUGGUCUUCUACAAUGCGGAAAGUAGCCGUUAUGUCUUAGAGGGACUGGUCAGCUGGGGAUCGAGCUCGCCGUGUCAAAAGAGAGAAAAUUAUUAUGUUUUGACUAGAGUUGCUACUUUUAUGCAAUGGAUAUUAGAUAAAUUACAGAAAUAAAUUUUUGGUUUUGAAAA